AUGAUCAUCGCACUGGGACCAAAGAGAACUCUGCGACAUCAGUCUUCUAGAACGUACAAAAACCCAAUGGAUUUGCUGCUCUGGAGUGUUUUUCUGUCCACCAUUGGCACAGCGUCCACGGUCCUGCAAUUCAAUGCCGCUGUAGGGGGAACAGCGUUCAUGUAUGGAAAUACAACCGCCAGUCCAGGCCAAAGAAUAGACUGGAAGAUAGGUACUGCUGCUAUUGCUACUCGGCUUCCUGCCGCUAAUCCAACAUACACCGGGAGAUGCAGUGGAAACAGAUGUACACUUUUUGAAAACGGGACUAUCCAAAUGUACCAAAUCGUAAGCGCUGACAACACAUCUUUCUCAGUGACACUGGAUUCUGGAAUUCAGACAAUCAUAGAACAAGUCCGGCUCAAUGUUUACAGUCCUCUCUCUCCCCCAUCUCUGAUCCUUUCCUCCUCCAUUCGCCCAGUCAAUGGCACCAGCCUGAAUCUGAGGUGUAAUCCAGGAUCCCAGACGGUCCACAGUAUCUACUUCUAUCGAGAUGAGGCGCUAUUGUCCUGCAGUUCGUCACAUCUGUCAUGUAACAGUUCUAGCGCCUUCCUUUACUUUAACCCCAUCCUGGCCAUUGACAAAGGAAAUUACAGCUGUGGCAUUGAAAAUCCUGUAAGCAGCAACAGGAGCUCCAGCCGCUACCUGGAUGUUUCAGUUAACGUGUCUGCGGUGACUCUACGCAGCAACACCACCCGCCCGGUCACUGCCGAGAAGGAGGCGGUCGCUCUUACUUGUUCUUCCUAUGGCACAGAAGUCACUUACAACUGGACGUUAAAGGGGUCCCCAUUGCCUGAAAACCCCCGAUAUAGGCUUAUUGAUCAUGGCAGCACUCUCGUGAUUAGUCCCGUCUUGAAAAGCGAUCAAGGAGAGUUCACUUGCAGAGUCUCCAACUAUUUGAACACUCAACAAAGCAACCCCCUAAAUCUAACAUGGUCUCCAGAUGGAAACGUUGUGUGCGGGGCAGAGCGUUCAGAACCCAGUGUCCAGUUGUACUGUCUAUGGCCCGGAGCUUAUCCGCCUGCUGUUGUAAAUCUGAUGUACCAUAACGUUAAUCAAAGCGGAUUGGAUACAGUCACAACUGAAGUGCCAUACUACCAGUUCUCUCUCGGAAGGCAGCUGUCCUGCAGCGGAAGCCAUGGUGGAUCCACUGAAGUGUGCUCACUAUUAAUUGAUAUACCAAAAUCCUCUGGGUUCAUCAAUGAAAGCCUGAAAACAGCCAACAAGGGGAACAGCGCUGUUCUUUCAGUUAGUCUAAACAGCAGUGAAGCUCGGGCCGCCCAGAUCUUCCCUGCAACCUUCUCAUGGUUUCGCCUUAACCCAUCAUCACGAUCCGAAAUCAUCCCCUCAGAAAGUAUCUCCAUCAUCUCCAAUGACUACUCGUCGUUUCUGAUCGUACAUUCCAUGAGCGAGGAGUUUAAUGGACAGUACACGUGCAAAGCCCAGAAUCCCAUGGGAAGCAGUUACUUUACAUUCAUUCUCGAUGUAAAGAAGGAAGAAGAAACUCUCUCGGCAGGUGCUACAGCGGGGAUAGUAAUUGGCUGUAUCGCGGCUGUGGCGUUGGUCGCUCUUGUCAUAGUCCUUAUCAUCCGGACACGCAGGACAAGCAGUGGAAAAGAAAUUAAUGAUUUUCCAGCAAGACCAACCAACCACUAUGUCCAACCAACAACACAGGGAUCAACAACACAGGGAUCAACAACACAGAGACCAACAACACAGAGACCAACAACACAGAGACCACAACCAAGACAGCCUGAGAGUCUGCAAAUGACUAGCGAACCCAUAUGCAAAUCCUAUGCCCGGCCGGUGAGAACACCGCCCAGACCACCUAAUGGUAUUCUCCUUGAACCAAUCAGACUCAACCACCCAUUAUCCGGAUGAAAGAAAACGAAAAGACCUACAAGAAGCUGCGAUCCUAAAAUCUGUUGGCUCUGCAGAAUUGUCAGACAAUAAUAACAGCUGAUAAAGCUUAAAGGGGUACUCCGGUAGAAAAA
Hyla sarda is the source of this 2030-nucleotide messenger RNA. Its product is annotated as carcinoembryonic antigen-related cell adhesion molecule 1-like. The record is from RefSeq and is a predicted model, not a curated record. The transcript is spliced from 11 exons. The coding region runs from base 1 to 1917 and encodes 638 amino acids. NCBI's taxonomy places the organism in Eukaryota, Metazoa, Chordata, Amphibia, Anura, Hylidae.